AUGGCCGAGGCCACCAGUCCGGGCCUACGUCGUGUUGUCGUCACCGGAAUGGGUAUCACGUCCUGUUUGGGUAACACCUUGGAAGAAGUUACCGACAGUUUGAAGAACGCCAAGUGUGGGAUAACCUUUGCGGAACAGUGCGCCGAGCUCGGUAUCAAAUCCCAAGUCCGCGGCAUUCCCAACCUCACCGACGAAGACAUCAAGGCCCUCAUUCCCAAAUCCGCGCUCCGUUUUUGCGGAAUCAAUGCUCAGUACGCCUACAUCGCCAUGGACCGGGCCAUUCAAGAUUCCGGUAUGGCCGACGACGUUUAUCAAGAAAACCCACGGGUGGCCGCCAUUAUCGGACAGGGUGGGACCUCCAUUCCCGAUAUCGUGGAAACCGUUGAAGCCGUGCAGGGCGGUAACAAGCGGUGGAAGAACAAGGUGGGACCCUUUCGAGUCACCCGCUCGAUGGGGUCAACCUGCUCCGCAGUGCUAGCCACCAACUUUAAAGUGCAAGGCCCGUCCUUCAGCAUCUCCUCCGCCUGCUCCACUGGAGCACACUGUAUUGGGACUGGAUUUGAACAAAUUCAACUGGGCAAGUCAGAUAUCGCCUUUUGUGGAGCCGGUGAAAGCGUCAAUUGGGAAGUCACCAGUAUGUUCGAUUGCAUGGGUGCUCUCAGCACAAGCUACAACGAAACGCCCGAAAAGGCCUCCCGUGCCUUCGACAAGAACCGCGACGGUUUCGUCAUUGCCGGAGGAGGUGGUAUUCUUGUCUUGGAAGAGCUGGAGCACGCCAAGGCCCGUGGAGCCAAGAUUUACGCCGAAUUGACGGGAUACGCAGCCAACUCGGACGGCUACGAUAUGGUCGCUCCCUCUGGUGUUGGUGGACAGCGCUGCAUGGACCUCGCGAUGGCCGACGCUGCCCGCAACUCGGGCAAGGAUAGUCCUGUGGAAUACAUCAAUACGCACGGAACCAGUACUCCCGUGGGCGAUGUCAUGGAAUUGGGUGCUAUUAAGACUUUGUUCACCGAAAAGGGAUACCAACCGCAAGUCGGUUCCACUAAGUCUUUGUCCGGACACGCUCUCGGUGCAGCGGGUGUGCACGAAGCGAUCUAUACCAUUCUCAUGAUGAACAACGAUUUUAUGGCCGAAAGCGCCAACAUCGAGGACUUAGUCGACGAAGCCGAGGGCAUGAACAUUCUGACCAAACGUAAGGACGGUCCCUUCCAUCGAGCCAUGUCCAACAGUUUCGGCUUUGGUGGAACCAACUGUGCCUUGGUAUUCGACAAGUACGAAGAGUAG
Molecule: messenger RNA, 1284 nt
Organism: Phaeodactylum tricornutum CCAP 1055/1
Lineage: Eukaryota; Bacillariophyta; Bacillariophyceae; Surirellales; Neidiaceae
Gene: FABB
Product: 3-oxoacyl-[acyl-carrier-protein] synthase
Exons: 2
Coding region: 1-1284 (427 amino acids)
Biological process (GO): fatty acid biosynthetic process
Molecular function (GO): 3-oxoacyl-[acyl-carrier-protein] synthase activity
Source: RefSeq, a predicted model, not a curated record